CUCCAUGCACAUACCUGCCUUCAUUUUCUUACAGUUGCUUGCACUUAAUCUCAUUCUUCCAUAUAACCAAACAGUUUCUCUUCUUUAUUCCUCAAUAUCCUCUAUUAUUCAUGGCUCUCUUUCUCUCUCUUCUUCUCAUUUUCAUGUUCCCUUCAAGCAAUGCACAGGGACCACCUUCACCUGGCUACUACCCUAGUUCCAAAGUUGGUUCAAUAGGGUUCAAUCAAGGGUUCAGAAAUCUUUGGGGUCCUCAGCACCAAAAUAUGGAUCAAGGCUCAUUGACAAUUUGGCUUGAUAGAAACUCAGGAAGUGGGUACAAGUCUCUUGAUGCAUAUCAAUCCGGAUACUUUGGUGCUGCUGUCAAAGUUCAAUCUGGUUAUACAGCAGGAGUGAUUACAUCAUUUUAUCUUUCAAACAACGAAGCACAUCCAGGAAACCAUGACGAGAUUGAUAUAGAGUUUCUGGGAACGACACCGGAUAAGCCUUAUGUAUUGCAGACGAAUGUCUAUAUCAAAGGAAGUGGAGACGGAAACAUCAUAGGAAGAGAGAUGAAGUUUCAUCUUUGGUUUGAUCCCACACAAAACUUCCACAACUAUGCUAUUCUGUGGAAUCCCAAUGAAAUCAUAUUCUUUGUCGAUGAUGUCCCAAUAAGAAGGUACCCUAGAAAGAUUGAUGCAACAUUUCCAUUAAGACCUAUGUGGGUGUAUGGAUCGAUAUGGGAUGCCUCGUCCUGGGCCACCGAGGAUGGAAAAUACAAAGCUGAUUAUCGAUACGAACCUUUCAUCGGUAGGUACAACAAUUUCAAACUCGGUGGUUGCAGAGCUGAUGGCCCUGCCUCAUGCCGCCCUCCGUCGGGGUCACCGGUGGGCUCUUCUGGGCUGAGCAGCCAGCAGUAUGCCGCCAUGGAAUGGGUCCAGAGGAACUACAAGGUGUAUGACUAUUGUCAUGAUCCAAGGAGAGACCACAACCUCAUACCUGAGUGUUAGGGAUCCUACUCAUAUGAUACGUGGUGCGUCACUUUAUUAGUUGGAGAAUACAUGAUCAUUUUGUCUCUACUUUUUGACGAAGGGACUGUAAGAGGGUUAGUAGGUCUCAUAGCGAACUUGAGUGUUGUGGGACAAACUAAACCUCUUACAAAAAAUUGAACCUCUUAGAAAGAAGUAUGACUCUUUGAUAAAAUGAUUAUGUAUUUCUUUGCUAUUAUGCACACACAGAACUACAUAAUAAGUCGGACCUAUUAGAUAAGGUAUGGGGUAUUAUUAAGGUUUUGGUUAUAAGUCACAUAUUGGGCUUUUCAGUUUUGGACAGUUUGUUUGGUGGGGGUGUUGUGAUGGGUCCACUUGCCAAGAAUAGAUGGAAGAGUGGUUGAGCGUCCAAGCCUCCAAGAUUUAAAGGUGUGUUAUUGUUUUGUUUGUAUCGUUCCCGAAAUGUAUUAUCAAGUGUGUAAUAUAUGUGUGUGUGGAGGGGAGAGAGAGAGAGAAGAGUGAUGAAUGACAACAGAAUGAUGAGAGAGUGAAUGGGUAUUGAGUGUUUGGUGAUGACACCAAAAUAUACAAGAUGAGAUUUAUGAAUUGUAUCUAUUUACUAUGACAUCAAAAUAAAGCAUAAAGAAGCUAUUGUCUAAUCACCUCUGGUUGGAUCUUAUUGGGAUAUUGCCAAAUUUGACAAUGGCAAAAAUGAUUUCAGUCUA
Messenger RNA from Camellia sinensis, 1690 nucleotides. The record is from RefSeq and is a predicted model, not a curated record. Lineage: Eukaryota; Viridiplantae; Streptophyta; Magnoliopsida; Ericales; Theaceae.